UCCAUAACAGACAUCGAAAUUUGAGAGACGAAGGAAAACUGUAUAUAAUUAUCACAGAAAGCAACACCAUAGCCAGCUGAGAUAAUCUGUGUACUUUACUGGGAGAAUAAACAGAAAUGAAUAAGAUGGCUUUCGUUUCAACCAAAAUGUUGUUCGCUUUAAAGAUCUUGAUAUAUUUUGGUGGAAAUCUGAUUAAUUGCAAUGAAGAUAUUCCUAUUUGUGACAAGCAAUUGAAGAAACUGAAAGAAGACGUGAAAAACUGGGAAAAGAGAUGUGUGAAUGAAAGUCUUAAAAACUUGGAUGAUAUUGAACGAUAUUUUACUGAAAGUCAACUAUAUAACUUUGAAACUCAACAAUAUUUUAAUGAACGUCGACGUGAGAAUAAUUCCCCUGGUUGUACGACAGAAAGAAAAUAUCUCCAGGAGAGAAUGCGUAUGCACUCAAAGAUGUGCUUCUAUGAUGGACCUUAUCCUGAGCAAUAUAUGUUUUUGGCGAGCGACACUGCGAUCUUGGUUGUUGAUUUGACGACGCUCGAUUCAACAGUCGUAGUAAAUGGAAAAGGAAAUAUAUCGAGGCUGGACAUUGACAUGAAGAAUAAGAAAAUAUAUUUUGCGGAUAACAGGCAAGAUAUUCGUCGGGCAAAUUAUGACGGAACUUAUGAAGAAAUCGUUGUGACGGAUGCUAGGACAUGGGGAUUAACCAUUGAUUGGAUAGGACGUCGUAUAUUCUGGGGUGAUCCUUGGAAGCAAACCAUUGAGGUGGCGACUUUAGACGGUAAAGACAGCAGAAAGCUGAUUAAAACUCUCCAGCCUUUUGAUCUAGCAAUUGACCCCAUCGAUGGAUAUCUAUUUUGGACUCCGUUUUAUGGAAGAAAGGUAAUCCGAAGACACUUGGCUACCAAUAAUGACAAACAAAUAUAUGGUUUCAACAGAAGUAGUAAAUACAGUCUGGCUCUGGAUUACAACAGGAAGCGAGUGUACGCCUACGGCCUAUUGGAAACAGCUAAUGUCAUAAUUGGAAUGGAUUACGAUGGCCUUAACAGCAAUCCGACAACUAAUUAUAGUUCACCUGUUUUUAACGAUUGGAUGUCAGUGGACGUUGUUGGAAAUUUUCUUUACUGGAAAGAAAGACUGAGAAUUUCACCCAUGAUCAUAAAAAUGAAUGCCACUAGCAGAAAUAUAUCUCGUUAUAUUCCGUUACCAAAAGGCUUCGACGUGAGAAAACUUCUCGUCGUAGACAAAUAUCGACAACGUCAAGGUAAGUUCGUACAUUCUGGUAAAUGUUAG
Dendronephthya gigantea is the source of this 1286-nucleotide messenger RNA. Its product is annotated as low-density lipoprotein receptor-related protein 4-like. Lineage: Eukaryota; Metazoa; Cnidaria; Anthozoa; Malacalcyonacea; Nephtheidae. The record is from RefSeq and is a predicted model, not a curated record. Bases 117 to 1286 code for a protein of 389 amino acids. The transcript has 4 exons.